This is a messenger RNA of Dovyalis caffra, 1365 nucleotides long. The record is from the annotation of a GenBank genome assembly. NCBI's taxonomy places the organism in Eukaryota, Viridiplantae, Streptophyta, Magnoliopsida, Malpighiales, Salicaceae.
AUGGAUCAAGGUAACUCUUACACGAGCUAUAGCAAAGUAGAUGACAAAGCAGAGCAAGCAUUUCGUAGGAAGGCCUGGAAACGUCUCAUAAUUAUCGUUGUCUCUGCCGUGGUUUUGGUAGCAAUCGUUAUUGGUGCAUUAGUAGGUACUUUAGUACCAAAGAACAACGAAUCCAAUGACAAAAAUCCUUCAUCUCAAACUAGCUCAGAUCAGUCCAUCAGAGCCAUGUGUAACGUGACAAGGUACCCAGAUUCAUGCCAUUCAAGCAUGUCUUCAUCUCUUAAAGCCUCCUCGAAUGAUACCAAUCCAAACCCAGACCCUAAAAUGUUAUUCUUUUUGUCUCUCCAAGUUUCACUCAAUGAGCUCACAAAACUUUCUUCUUUGCCUCAAUGGAUCGUGUCCUCAAAUAGUUAUAAAAAUGAGACCAAUGAUCCCCUAGUACAAUCUGCAUUGCAUGCUUGUGAGACUCUCUUUCAGGAUGCCAUUGAUCAAGUCAAUAAAUCCAUGUCAUCCAUGCAAGUAGGUCAAGGAGUUAAGACAAUGUUAUUGAUCUCGAAAAUCAACGACAUCAGAACCUGGCUAAGCACAGCAAUUACUGAUCAGGAUACCUGCAUUGCUGGGCUGAAAAGUACUGGCAAGCACUCGAUAUUAACCGAUGUGCAUCUCGAUUCAUCGCAAACUUUUGACAGUUAUGACCUUGACAUGGGCUUCCCUAGGUGGGUCAACAGAAGGGACAGGAGACUGCUACAGGAGGAAAUUAAUCCUGAAUCAAAUCUAACAGUAGCAAAGGAUGGUAGUGGGGAUUUCAAGACUAUAAGUGAGGCAGUGGAUUCCAUCCCCAGAAAGAGCAAAUCAAGAUUUUUUGUAUACGUAAAGGAGGGUAUAUGCGUAGAGAAUCUGAAGAUAGAAAACCAACAUUGGAAUGUCAUGAUGUAUGGUGAUGGAAUGACCAAGACCAUCGGCUCUGGCAGCUUAAAUAACGUAGAUGGCAUGACCACAUUCUUAUCUCGCACUAAAGAUGAAGCUAAAGUUAAAACUACUACCAUCUUUCCGGAUGUUGAGCUUGACAUAUGGUUUCGGGAAUGGAAGGAGGGUAAAGAGAGAUUUGAAUGGGAAGAGUUUGUGGAGGAUUUGUUAGGAGGUUUGGUGAACAUGAAGGGACAAGCUGUAGUGGAGGAAUUUCACAAAUUAAAGCAAAUUGGAACUAUGAAGGAAUAUCGGAGAGGAUCUAAAAUCCUUGGUGAAAAGGAUGAAUCCAAGCUUUACGAAAGGCUAUUUGGUCAAGGUGUUUAUGGAAGGAUUAAGGGAGAAUCUAAGUUUGGCUAUGAGGAGGUUCAAACCAAUAGAUCUUCGAGAAGCCUUUGA